AUGACACCCAAAAGUGCCCAUGUCGUAUCAUUUAACGAUGUCAACCGAAACAACCUUGUACAAAUGGCAUCACAUAUUCUUGAUAGAGUAAGUCAAGCUUGCUUUAUUGCGAUCGAUUUCGAAUUCAGUGGAUUAGGUGAACAUCAUCCUAAAGACAUGAACCAUCGCUAUGUGGCCAUGAAGCAAACUGUAGAAGACCACACCAUUUUUUCAAUAGGUUUAUCCAUUGUCAAGAAAAAGGAGGAGGAAGAGAAAGGCCAUUUUUAUAUAUGCGACAACUUUAAUUUCUUGACGCUCAAACAAGGUAAAUUCACGAUCGAUUCGAGUACAGGCGAAUUUUUAGUAAAACACAAGUUUAGCUUUGAUCGCCUCUUUGUCGACGGAAUUCCUUUCCUUCCUCCCUCUUCUAAACAACAACAGCAGCCUUCGACAUUGGUGGAUGUGUGGAAAGGCAUAAUGCAACUAAUGGCGCGUCGAGAUAUUCCUUUGGUCAUUCACCAUGGCCUGUUUGAUCUCAUGUACCUCUAUCACUCCUUUAUUGGCCCACUUCCUAAAACGCUCUCUGGCUUUCUCAAAGAAAUAUCCAAUCAUUUUCCAUCAGGUAUCUAUGAUACCAAGUUUUUAGUAGAGCAAGGCGAUGAUCAUCAAGCGUCUUUCUUGGGUUAUGUGUUUGCCAAGUAUGACAGAUUGAGACAGAACAGGUUUGAUGACAAGUCUACAGAAGCAAAGCCGUAUUUUGAAAUCGAUGUUCAAGCACCCAUUCAACUAGAACAGACUAAAAAGAAUAAAAAGACUGAAGAAGAAAAUGAUGAUGAUCGACCUACAAAAAGACAAGAUGUCAGAAAAGAACCUUACUGUACACAAUUUGCCGAACAUGGUUACUGUAAACUAGGUCAUGAUCCUCACAGCAAACUUCACGAUAUCCAAAUAAUCCUUGACCAUCAAAUGGGUCCCUCGAUUUACCCUCAAGUCUAUUCAUCUUCUCUUGACAAAGACGAGCCAAAGACAGACACAAGAUUGGAAGGAGCUCACGCGUCUCACUUUGACGCCUAUAUGACCGGAUUCACCUUUUGUUAUCUGUCACAUACGAUGGAUCCUAUCGAACUGAAAAACUAUAAAAACAAGGUCAAGAUACGAGGCAUGCAUGUUCCUCUCACGUUUCCUUUGAAAUGA
This is a messenger RNA of Rhizopus microsporus ATCC 52813, 1173 nucleotides long. Its product is annotated as ribonuclease CAF1. Gene Ontology annotation, molecular function: 3'-5'-RNA exonuclease activity; snRNA binding. Lineage: Eukaryota; Fungi; Mucoromycota; Mucoromycetes; Mucorales; Rhizopodaceae. The record is from RefSeq and is a predicted model, not a curated record. The transcript is spliced from 2 exons. Gene Ontology annotation, biological process: snRNA 3'-end processing. The coding region runs from base 1 to 1173 and encodes 390 amino acids. Gene Ontology annotation, cellular component: cytoplasm; Cajal body.